Molecule: messenger RNA, 2420 nt
Organism: Branchiostoma floridae (Florida lancelet)
Lineage: Eukaryota; Metazoa; Chordata; Leptocardii; Amphioxiformes; Branchiostomatidae
Product: zinc finger protein 525-like
Exons: 1
Coding region: 77-1132 (351 amino acids)
Biological process (GO): regulation of transcription by RNA polymerase II
Molecular function (GO): DNA-binding transcription factor activity; RNA polymerase II cis-regulatory region sequence-specific DNA binding
Source: RefSeq, a predicted model, not a curated record
CCAGUGUGAUUAAUCUGCAGCACAGAAAGCCCAUUUGGACUCCCACCUAGCAACACACACCGGUGAGAAACCCUACAUGUGCGGGGAGUGCGGGUACAGGACAGCUUGGAAGCCUGACUUAUCCAAACAUAUGCGAACUCAUACUGGUGAAAAACCCUUCAAGUGUGACCAGUGUGACUAUUCAGCAGCAGAAAAAUCCUCUUUGGACUUUCAUCUAACAAAGCACACUGGAGAAAAACCCUACAUGUGUGGGGAGUGUGGGUACAGAGGAGCUCGCAAGUCUCAUUUAUCCAGACACAUGAGAACUCAUACUGGUGAAAAACCCUUCAAGUGUGACCAGUGUGAGUAUUCAGCAGCACAAAAAUGUGAUUUGGAGAAACAUGUAACAAAACACACCGGUGAGAAGCCCUACAUGUGUGGGGAGUGUGGGUACAGGACGUGUCAGAAAUCUACCCUAUCCCGACACAUAAGAAUUCAUACCGGAGAAAAACCCUAUAAGUGUGACCAGUGUGGCUAUUCUGCAGUUAGGAAAUCCCAGUUGGACUCCCAUCUGGCAACACACACCGGUAAGAAACCCUUCAUGUGUGGGGAGUGCGGGUACAGGACAACUCAGAAAUCUACCUUAUCUGAACAUAUGCGAACUCAUACAGGAGAAAAACCCUACAAGUGUGACCAGUGUGACUAUUCUGCAGCAUACAAAUCCUCGUUGGACUUUCAUCUUACAAAACACACUGGUAACAAACCCUAUAAUUGUGGGGAGUGUGGGUACAGGACAAGACACAAGUCAGACCUAUUGAAACAUACGAGAACUCACACAGGAAAAAAACCCUACAAGUGUGACCAGUGUGACUAUGCUGCUGCACAGAAAUUCAAUUUUGACCGACAUCUAACAAAACACACUGGCGAGAAACCCUACAUGUGUGGGGAGUGUGGGUUCAGGACAGCUUGCAAGUCUGACUUAUCCCGACAUAUGAGAACUCAUACUGGUGAAAAUCUCCACAUGUGUUGUGAGUGCGGAUACAGGACAGCUCGCAAGUCUGACUUAUCCCGACAUAUGAGAACUCAUACUGGUGAAAAACCCUACAAGUGUGACCAGUGUGACUAUACUGCUGCAGAAAUCCACUUUGGAUGACCACAUGACAAAGCACACUGGAGAGAAACCCUACAUGUGUGGGGAGUGUGGGUACAGGGCAGCUCGGAAAUAUACCUUAUCCGAACAUAUGCGAACACAUACAGGAGAAAAACCCUACAAGUGUGACCAGUGUGACUAUUCUGCAGCAAACAAGUCACACCUAUCCAAACAUAUAAGAACUCACACUGGAGAAAAACCCUACAAGUGUGACCAGUUUGACUAUACUGCAGCACAGAAAUCCGCUUUACACAAACAUCAAAGAGCAAAACACGGUAUAGAGUAACCCUAGAUGUACGGAGAGUGUGGUUACAGGGCAGCUCACAAGUCUCACUUCUCCGUACAUAUGAAACUCAUACAGGGGAAAAACCCUACAAGUGUGACCAGUGUGACUAUUCUGCAGCACAGAAAUCCUCUUUGUACCGACAUCAGACACAACACACUGGUGAAGAACCCAGUGUGUUUGACAAUGUGGGUUCAGGAAAUAUGAAAGGUCUAAACUAUCCGGGAAUGUGAGAACCCACACAGAUGACAAACCCCACAAGUGUGACCAGUGGGUUAUUAUACAGCGCGUAAGGCCAGACUACCCAACAAGAUUAGUAAAUAAAUAAACGAAAUAAGAAUAUACGUAUGACCAGUUUGGAUGAUAAAUAAGAAGAUUUGUUUGAUCAUAGAUAACGCAGUUUAGAAGAUAGUAUUUGUCCCUUUUAGCCUUGAACCAAAGUCUUUAGUUGUUCUUGCAAAGAAUUGUGACAUCUUAUCUGACCAAGGAUAGUAUUAGCAUCCGUCCAUUUCGAAAGCUGAUGGCAGCACUCUGGAUAAGGGCGGUUAGAUCGCUAGAAUAAAGUAGAAGCCGUUUAAUUGCACACCCAAUUUUUGCCAGCACAUCUCGUGCAAUUAUCCGGAUGGUGCAACAAAGCGAAUCUAUUCAGCUGGACCGCAUCACUACAGGGCUUCGGGAUUCCGUGCAAAUAGCAGAAGUGUGCGAUUAUCUGUUGUGCAAUUAACUGGCUUCUACUGUACAAGUAGAAUGUGUAGGAAGAUCUUGCCAAACUUAUUUGCAAAGCAGCAAGUUCUUCUGAGUCAUUAUUACCAUGGAUCUAGGAUAUUACAAAAAAAUUGUACCGACAAUGUCUCCGCACACUUACACACUUGAAUUGGUAUGGAUACUUUAAAGUAUUAGCACUAACCAAGGAGACUAACAAAGAACCUUGCACUAUCACACGCUAUUGAUAUGUUCACGUUUGGAAAAACAUGUACCCACUAUUAAAUGCACUACUGUUACGGUGAA